CGCAAAACAAAAAUUCCCCUUCCAGCAGCCCAUCAUGGCUCCCCCAAGAUCUCCCUAUGUCUGCCUGGGCUGCAGACUGCUCAGUCGCCGCAGCUUAACCACCUCCGCUCGUCGUCUCCAGGUUGUGCGACCACCGACCGCGCCCAAACCCACUCCGGACGUGAAGCACAUCCGCAAGCACCCCGAGCUAUACGCCCAGAAUUGUCGGGACCGCAACUAUCCAGCCCACGCACAACACCCCUUCACCAUUCAGCAAUUGUACGACGAAAUCGGCGAGAUUGACGUCCAGCUCCGCGCCCCGCGCACUCAAAUCAAAAAGCUCGAGCGAGCGAUCGCGGAGAUUGCGGCCGGCCAAGCGAAGAACCAGUACGAUGGCACCACCACCACCACCACCACCUCCACCGCCGCCCAAUUGCGCGCCGAGGCUGCACAACUCAGAAGCGAUGCGAUGGCCCGGACCACACGGCAGCAGACCUGCGAUGAGGAGAUGCAGCGGCUGGCGCUCUCACUGCCCAAUUUGUCCUCCCCCGACACCCCGAUCGGCGACACGCCCACCCUCAUCUCCUACCUCAACUUCGACCCGUCCUCCCCACUGCCCGACUGGGCCACCAAGCCCGAUCCCACGCGGUCGCACGUCCACAUCGGCAAUACACUAGGUCUGCUGGACUUCACCAGCUCGGCCACCACGACGGGGUGGGGCUGGUACUUCCUGACGAACGAGGGGGCGCUCCUCGAGCAGGCCCUCAUUCAGUACGCGCUGACCGUUGCGCGCCGCCACGGCUGGAAGCCCGUCUCCCCGCCCUCGAUCGUCUACUCGCACAUCGCCGACGCCUGCGGCUUCCAGCCGCGCGACCAGCACAACGAGCAGCAGAUCUUCACUCUCGAGCAGCCCGACAAGGACUCCGGCGGGACCAAGAAGCCCCAGCGCGCCCUCGCCGGCACCGCCGAAAUCCCCCUCGCCGCCAUGCACGCCGGCCGCACCUUCGACCCCGCCGACCUGCCGCUCAAACUGGUCGGCCCAAGUCGCUGCUACCGCGCCGAGGCCGGCUCCCGCGGCGUCGACACCAAGGGGCUGUACCGCGUCCACGAAUUCACCAAAGUCGAGAUGUUCGCCUGGGCGGACUCGCUCGCCGAGGAGGAGUCGGCGUCCUCCUCCUCCUCAUCAUCAUCACCGAUGUCAUCCACCUCAUCCAACGACCUCUUCGACGAGCUGCUCAAGAUUCAAUCCGAGAUUUUGCAGUCCUUGGGCCUCCCCGCUCGCAUUCUGGAGAUGCCCACCUUUGACCUCGGCGCCAGCGCCAGUCGCAAGCGCGAUAUCGAGGUCUUGUUCCCCUCGCGUCUGCGCACUACUCCCCCUGCUACCACCCCUGCGGCUGCAGUGGACACCCUCGAAUCCGCCUGGGGCGAAGUCACCUCCGCCUCGAUCUGCACGGACUACCAGAGCCGCCGGCUCGCGACCCGAGUCAAGCCGAAGAAGGGCAAGGGGGCGACGCGGUUCGCGCACACCGUCAACGGCACGGCCAUGGCGGUACCGCGUGUGCUGGCUGCUCUCCUCGAGCAUGGCUGGGAUCCCAAGCGGGAGGUGGUGGUUGUGCCGGAGGUGCUGCGGGGGUGGAUGGGGGGCUUGGAGGUGAUUGGAAAGCAGAAGUAAA
Messenger RNA from Aspergillus saccharolyticus JOP 1030-1, 1652 nucleotides. RefSeq names its product putative serine--tRNA ligase DIA4. Bases 35 to 1651 code for a protein of 538 amino acids. Lineage: Eukaryota; Fungi; Ascomycota; Eurotiomycetes; Eurotiales; Aspergillaceae. Gene Ontology annotation, biological process: mitochondrial seryl-tRNA aminoacylation. Gene Ontology annotation, molecular function: tRNA binding; serine-tRNA ligase activity; ATP binding. Gene Ontology annotation, cellular component: mitochondrion. The transcript has a single exon. The record is from RefSeq and is a predicted model, not a curated record.